Molecule: messenger RNA, 3592 nt
Organism: Heterocephalus glaber (naked mole-rat)
Lineage: Eukaryota; Metazoa; Chordata; Mammalia; Rodentia; Bathyergidae
Source: RefSeq, a predicted model, not a curated record
GCGGUGCCUCCGGAAAUGCGAUCUGCUCCACCCAGCUCCCGACAGACCCACACUCAGGGCCCUGUUGUCCUGGAACAGGGACAAGCUCCAGGGGUGUUUGAAGCCCACGCGGGGCCCUCCCAGGUGUCCUAAGCCAGGGUCGCCUGGAGAGACGGUUAUACUCGAGACAAGGUCCCCGAAGCGACCGUUAAGCCCCACAGCCACAAGCAGCCAUGGGCCCUGGGGAGGAGCUGGCCCCAAUUCCUGACAGCUUCAUCCUGCAGCCGCCAACCUUCUACCCGGAGACUUGCAGCAGCUACUCCUACGUACACCCUACUAAGGAACACUCUAGUCACCUUCCUCACUUGGCUGGCUCUUCGCUGGGCCCUCUGUCACCCCCUCUGCAACCCACCUUGCCAGGAGCAUGGGAAGCAGGAGCACGGGCGGCUGAGCCAGCUAAGCCCCAGCAGUGCUGUGACAGGUGGUUCCUUAUGUCACAACCAUUUUUGGCGGCCUGCAUGCGGGCAAGAUGGUCGUGCUGCAGGGAGCAGUCCCCCUCGAUGCACACAGGUUUCAGGUGGACUUCCAGUGCGGCUGUAGCCUGAACCCACAGCCAGACAUCGUGGUGCACUUCAACCCUCGCUUCCACACCACCAGGCCCCAUGUCAUCUGCAACACCCUGCACAGAGGGCGCUGGCAGACAGAGGCCCGGUGGCCUGGGCUGGCCCUGCAGAGGGGGGCUGGCUUCCUCAUGCUCUUUCUCUUUGGGAAUGAGGAGGUGAAGGUGAGUGUGAAUGGGCAGCACUUCCUCCACUACCGCUCCCAGCUCCCGCUGUCUCGGGUGGACACCUUGGGCGUAUCUGGGGACAUCUGGGUGCAGGCCGUUGGAUUCCUGAACAUCAGUCCGUUUGCAGAAGGCAGCAGAGAGUAUCCAGCUGGACACCCCUUCCUGCUUCAGAGUCCCCAGCUGGAGCUGCCCUGUUCACGCACCCUCCCCCAGGGACUCUGGCCUGGACAGGUCAUCAUAGUUCGGGGCCUGGUCUUGCAAGAACCAAAGCACUUCACACUGAGCCUAAGAGAUGAGGCUGCCCGGAUACCUGUGAUGCUCAGGGCCUCCUUCUUGGACCACACACUGGCCUGGGUCUCUCCCUGGGGACGCAAGACUCUGAUCUCGGCGCCCUUCCUCUUUUACCCGCAGCGGUUUUUCGAGGUGCUGCUCCUGUGCCAAGAGGGUGGGCUGAAGCUGGCACUCAAUGGGCAGGGCCUGGGGACCACCAGCCUGGGCCAGCAGGCCCUGGAGAGACUGCGGGAGCUCCAGGUCAGCGGAAGCAUUCAGCUGUACUGUGUCCACUGCUGAGAAGCUCUGGGUGGCCCGGUCCAGAAGGGGAAGCCAGCCUGGGCCAGGGCCUCUCGGUGUGGCACCCACCUGUCACCACUGUGAAGGCUUCGUUCACACCUAGGUUGCAGCCUGGGUCUGCACCAGCCUGAGAUGGCACCAACCCUGUAGCUCCCACACCCGGAGCUGGGAUUUGACCUGGCUUCCUUUGGGGCCAACACUACCCAUAGGGGAGUCUGUGAAGCCUGCUGAAGAUUCUCAGAAGUACAGGGCCCUGAAGAACUUGGAUGUUUAUUCUAUUCCUACCCAGUAGCUCUGGAGAAACUUGCCCAGGCCAGCAGGUCACUGGUCCCAACCAACACUCAGACUCCAUCUUUGACAUCUGUCCUUCCCAGGCCCCAGCAUCAGCAGAGAGGCUGGUGUUCAUGAUCUUAUGAGCCUCAGGCUGGGCCUGACAUGCACUGCCCAUGCUCAUUCCAUCCACCAGCUUCUGUCCAUGACACAGGCCAAAGCUGUGCACGGAGUUUCUCCAGAGCAAGUCGGAGGACCAUGCCUCAGAAACACACAGUAACAACAGGCAAGAGACAGAGAGGGAGGCCUGUCUUGCCCUGUGGGAUGUCAGCACAGGCACACAACCAGCCUACAUUUCCUCCACCGACCACAUGGGAGACAUGGGCCCUAGGUUACUGGGUGGCCCAGGUGGUUUGUGCCACCCUGAUUCCUGUGGGUUCGCUCUAUGACAUCCACACAAGAGAGGAAUUGCCAAACAAUGCAUUUUUAGAACUUAUCCAUCAUUGAGUGACACAUAAAGAAAGAAAGGACAUAGAGAAACUGAACCCAUAUGAUGGAAUGGCUGAAAUGAGUAUUUUUAUAGUUUUGUACCCUACAAGCAGAGAGCAGUAGCCUCUGCUCAUCCAUUUACCAGAUUGAUCUAUCAUAGGGAGAAUCUUAGUAAGUUCCCCAGAGUAGAGAUUUCAUAGCAAAUCACCCUCAGCAUAACCCAGGGGAACUGGACAUCAGUGAGAGACGUAACUGAGUAGUGACCACCUAGAAACCAAGGCACUGGGUUCUAGACAGGAUCUAAGCCAAGGAGGAGCCAACAUGCAUGCUGGAUGCACCAGGGGCUGCAGACCCAAGGCCAGAGUGAAGGGAAGACUACAGGCAGCUUCACCGUGACACUGUCACUGAGCUGUGAGCAAAGCCUGUGCCACUGCUGAGUGUGUACACACUUGGGACUGGUGUGCUAUACAAAAUGAAUUUAACAGACCAGACCUGAGGCACCUGCUCUUAGAAAUGCCUGCUUAGAAAGCUGGCCUUGGCUGACCUCUGGAAAUGGGACUGUAGGCAGUUCCCACACAGACAUGGAACUUGCCCUAAAUGAGUGACUCUAUGUACGAAGACCAGGGUGACAGUAUGGCCCGUGCUGAGCGCCUGCCUUCCUUCUGGGAGUCAGCAUUCCUAUAAAUGCUAGGCAGAGAGCACCUACAUCACUCACCUGCCACAAAAACCCCAGACUUCUGGACGCAGGAGAUACCUCUGGUAGACAACCUUAGGCUUGUAGUUACAACUCCCAAAGGAGGAAUUUGCAGGUCCUGUUUGUGACCCUAUUGAGGACUCAGAAGCCUGCACCUGGCUUCCUCUAGAUGCUUCCCUUGGACCUUUCCCUUUUCUGCUUUUGCUUUGUAUCCUUUGCCCUAAGAAAUCUUAGCUGUGAGUCUAUUUGCUAAGGCUUAUGUGUCCUCCUAGUGAACCAGUAGAUAUGGAACUGACUUCAGGCACCCUCAAAACGUAUGUCUUCUUGGUAGAUGGACUCUGGACAUUAGGUGAAGUCCUUCAUUACCUUCUUACUCUGAAGUAACCUUGGCUGAUGCUAAUGAGCCACUGUAGUGUUCUUUGAUUCUGUUUGCAUUUACAUCUGUUUCUAUGGUACUUUUGACCUCUGUACACUUUUAACUUAUUUGUAUCUAUAUUAACCUUUUACAGUAAGUCCCCACCUUACAAAUGAGUUUGUUCCAGGAGAACAUUCAUAAGUCAGAUUCCUUCAUAAAUCCGACAAACUGAGUCUACUCAUCUUUGACACAAACGUACAAUGCAAAGCAUAAAGAAACACACAAAUACUGUAAACUAUUUUUACUUUUAUAGCACUUUAAAAUGAUAACAACCAGCAUAUAGGGGAUUUCAUGGAGUGAGCAUCUACGAAUGUGCAUAAUGCAAGGUCUGUUUGUGAAAGUUCACAACUCAAAUGUUUGUAAGUCGAAGACUUAACUGUACUUUUAA